Molecule: messenger RNA, 3813 nt
Organism: Symbiodinium sp. CCMP2592
Lineage: Eukaryota; Dinophyceae; Suessiales; Symbiodiniaceae
Source: the annotation of a GenBank genome assembly
AUGGGUUGGUCACUGAGGAGCUGUACUGCUCCUGUCUUGUCAUCUUGUCACUUGACAACGAGGGUUGGCCAAAGUCAGCUGGAAGGGCUGCCGAUUUUUGCUCAUCGCGAGGCAAUCUUGGACCAUGUGCGCACCUACCGGGUGACACACAUUCAAGGUGAGACUGGAUGUGGCAAAAGCACCCAGGCGCGUUCGGGAGCCUGGUGUUGUGUGGCGGAUGUGACAUGGCGGCAGGUUCCCAAGUACGUCAUGGAGGAUGCGAUAAAGCACGGGGAGGACCCGAAGAUCGUCGUCACGCAGUCGGAGCCUCUUAGUACGCUCCGCUGGGCCUCUGGGCCUCUGGGCCUCCGCAGCUCUCUGAGGCCCCGGCGCAUGGCCGCUGUGAGCCUUGCCCGUCGCUGUGCAGCCGAGCUCGGUGAGGAGCUUGGGAAGACCGUCGGGUACAAGAUCAGUGGUGAUUCCGUCAGUGGGAAGCUCUGCUUCGCAACAACGGGCUUUCUCCUGCAGGUGCUCGUCAACCAGCCGGAAGAGUUUGGCACCUACAGCCACAUCAUCCUCGAUGAAGUGCAUGAACGAAGUGUCGAUGCUGACUUACUGACGAUGUUGCUGAGGCUGCUGAUGCAGUGCUACAGCAAGGUGAAGCUCAUCGUGAUGAGUGCGACGCUGCAAGCCGAAGUCUUUGCGCGCUACUUCGCCUCUCUGGAGGGAAGAUACUUGGACCAAGGCCCUGGGGAAGCUCUUCCGGUGAAGCCCCUGUUUGUCGGCGUUCGAACUUUUCCCGUGGAUGUCAUCUUCCUUGACGAACUCGAGGCACAUUUUCAGAUCGCCGGUGGCCAAGCGCGUCAUGGACUUGAGAUCGCCCUGGAAGGCUUCAGCAAGGGCGGCAAGGCUAAGGCCAUUCUCCACGCGUUUUACCUGGGCGCAGGCAGUUGCAAACCGCUCGCAUAUCGGGGCCAGGGGAAGAGCAAGGGAAAGAAAGGCGAUCGUGGCAUUGACGGAGCGGCUUCGGGCUUCCUGCGCUCGGAGCCGAAGCUGGUGGAGGGCUUGGACUGGGUCUGCAAGGAGCUUGUACAGCAGAUGGCCCAGGACAAGUGCACGUUAGUGGUCUUCUUGCCGGGCAUCGCCGACAUCACAGCCUUCUACGAGACUCUCUCUCCCUUGGAGUCUCGCGAGCAAGGCAGAGGUUUGGCCUUGAGGAUCUUCGCCAUGCAUUCAAUGAUACCUCGGGAGGAGCAAGAGGAAGUUUUCCGACCUCCGCCAGCCGGCACAUGCCACGUCGUGCUUGCUUCCAAUGUGGCGGAGAGUUCCCUGACACUGCCGUCCGUGUCCGGUGUCAUUGACAUGUCACUGCGACGAUCGCUCGAAUAUGAUCCCCGCAGGCUUAUCUCUUGCUUGGUCACCACAUGGUGUUCCCAGUCUAGCUGCAAGCAGCGCUCUGGACGCGCUGGGCGCACCAUGCCAGGUCGUGCGGUGCGCAUGGUGACACGCGCCUUCUUCGAGGAUGAGAUGAUCGAGUUCGACCCGCCAGACAUGCUCAGUGCUCCCUUAACGAAGCUGUUCCUUCAGGCGAAGCAACUCUGUAUAAAGCUUAAGCACAUCCAACAGAAGGGCAUCAUUCCCAAAGGGAUUGAUGUGCAACUCACCUCCCCCACCGUCCUGCUGAAACAGCUAGUUUCACCUCCAGCGACAGAGUUGGUCGAAGCUGCAAUCACCGAGCUUUCCGACGUGGGUGCCGUGGACAGCAAUCACGAGGAGGCCUUGAUCACACCGUUGGGACACAUUUGCAUGGCUUUACCCUGCGAGCUGCGGCUCUGCAGAUUGAUUUACUUUGGGUUGAUGCUGAACUGCGCCCCGGAUGCCAUCGCCAUGGUGGCCGCCAUUACGGCGGCAGAUCCCUUUGCAGCUCCAACGCUGCUGUUGCUGAAGGACGAGCGUGAGUACUGCCGGAAGCUGGAGCGCUCCUUCGAUGCCCGGCUACGUUGCGACGCUGGGCGCCACUCCGAGCCGCUAAUGCUGCGGGAGCUCUUCAUGCACUGGGUGGAUGCAGGAGCUCCGAGAGGGAAGGCCAUGGGACCCUUUUCCAGGACCUGGAACGUCGUCCCGAAAAAGCUCGAAGCAGUGGCGACUGAAGCGGUAGACUUGUCCACGCGACUGCUCAAGCUUCUGAAGCCCGGCACGCUGGGGCACAUCUCCCUCCAGCACUUCCUGGCAACCAUGUGCUUCAAAGUGGACCCACGCGAGGAGAUCACGACCUGUAAUUUUCCGUCAGACUCUGUGUACAACAAGCUUUUCUGUCAAGACAUCAAGUUAAUGCGCGCGCUGUUGGCGCUCAGUUUCAGCGACCAGCUGCUUUUUCAUUUAAAGCCGCGCUGGGAUGCCAGCUGCGGCAAGAAGAGGAAGGAGGAGCAGAUGGUGGCGAGAAUGGCAGAGCAGAAGUUGGACUAUUCCGGCACUGUUUGCAUCAUGCAGCCACCCACGAAGCUUCGGGACAAGGGAGACGAGGAAGCCACCCAAGAAAACAUACAGAGGCUUUGCCAAGCACUUUGUGGCGAAGCAGCAAAGAGGACGUUUUGGGAUGACUGGGAGAAGGUCCUCUACCUCGACUUCGUUGGCAAGAAGAAAGGCGGACCUGACAAAGCUCGGCAAGGGCCAGAGAACAUUCUCAACGAUGCCCUGCCUCAGGUCCACCGAUGCCACCAGUUCAGCGCGGGCCGGUGGAGAUUCAACGUGGAGUGCUUGCUCCACGCAGGCGGAUCAGAAAGCGAGGAAGUCUUGGAGAUCGUUCGACCGAUCCAGCCGUUCCUCAUUACUUGGGAUGUCCUCCAACGCAGCGAGCGGUCCGAGGGCGAAGAGCUUAUCAAGAAGCCUGGCAAGGUGCAAGCCAUGCCGGAUUGGCGGAAUCCGUUGGGCUUCGCCUGCGAUGUGCGGCCAGAGCUCACCCCUGCAAGGGAGCACCUUGCAGUGUGCGCUUCAAUCCAAGGCCCUCGGUCCGGGCAAACUGCGCUGGUGGCGGGCGUGACCGUUUUGGGAAUGAACUACUUCCCUUUCUUGCUUCCGACGUUGGAUCCGGGAAGAUGGAAGCUUCAAUGGGGCUUCAACGGACAGACCCACGAGAUCCACGCAGUUCGCUUACUGCACAUGGAGAUCCAGUUGCCACCCGAGACCAUCACCGGGGAAGUGCUUCGGAAGUCCAACAUUUUGCGCGCCAAGAUCCGGGAGGCCCUUCUGCCAGCGGAUGUGUCCAAAGGCGGCAAAGGCAGCAAUGCUUCCGCCUCCAUUUUCCUGAACAUCCCGGACAUGCGACGUGAGAUGGCUGAUCUUCUCGACGAGAUAUGGGACGAGCCCUACCCCGUGCGGCAAGCGAAGCGCAUAAGCUGGGGUCACGGUGCCGAAGAUGCAUGCGAGGCUGGGGAACGUUUGCCUCAGCUUCGACCGCUGGAAGACACGCUUUGUGAAGUCAACGAAGUGAGGCUGACGAAGAAACAGAUAAAAGAGCAGAACAAGGCUCUGCUUGCGAUGCAGCAGAAGGAAGCCGCAAGACGCCCUCCGGCGGAACCACCGGAGUACGUGAAGAAAAGCGAGUUGAAGGUGGGUGAUCGGGCAUCUCUCACCGUCAAGUACGGUGAUCAUAAAGGCCAGUAUCCUGUUCGCAUCGUGGGAAUCGAGGAGAAGGGUCUCAGGAUACAGCACGAGAAGGAUGGCUAUGAGGAGGUCGUUAAGCAAAGAGACAUCAAGUCUGGGAAGCUCAGCAUUCAGGCCGCUUACUUGCAACUCAGAUUGCGCAUGCUUCGCAUUGAUUCUGAUCGACCAUGA